Molecule: messenger RNA, 1077 nt
Organism: Caenorhabditis bovis
Lineage: Eukaryota; Metazoa; Nematoda; Chromadorea; Rhabditida; Rhabditidae
Source: the annotation of a GenBank genome assembly
AUGCGGCGGCAGAUUUUAUUGUUGGCGCUGCUGAUAGGAUCUUCACAAGCUUCGAUUCAAUGUAAAGACAACAAUAAUAAUCCCGUAGAUUGGUUUGUUUUCUAUAAACUGCCACAUCUAUAUAAUCACAAUGACAAUUUUCCCAUUUCAAAUGGUACAGGAUUUCUCUAUCUUGAUGAAUUUGAUACUAAUUGGAAAUUAAUGGACGAGGGAAUGGAUGUAGAGAACAAUGCAAUCUUCUACACAUUGCAACAAUAUUACAAAUCCGACAAUAAUUCAGUUUUCUCAUAUUUGUAUAACGAUGAAUGGCCAGAUAGUGAUAUUUGGAGUCCAACAUCAGGGCAUGCAAAAGGUGUAUCUGUUUUUGAUCGAUCAACCGGAUUCUGGAUGCUUCACAGUAUUCCCAAGUUCCCUAGUGUCGACGAAUUUCGAUUUCCGCGAAAUGCACGUUGGUACGGACAAAUGGGUGUCUGCAUUUCAUUCCCAACACUUACUUUAAACGAUAUUGCGCUUCAAUUGUUCUACUAUAACACGUUCACAUAUCAUAUCAAUGUUCCCGAUUACUUUGCAAACACCGUUCCACUAUUGAAUCGUCUCAAAAAUGGCGAUUAUCAAAGGAACGCACCGUAUACAAGCAUCAAAAUUCUCAAAUCACUCGAUGGAAAGAAUUUCAAACAUUUCGCCAAGACUGGAAAUUUUGGAAAAGAUUUGUAUGCCGAUUUAGUGGUCCCUGAGGUUCGUUCUUCUCUGAAAGUCGAAAUCUGGAAUCAUCAAAGUGGAAAUGAGACAAACCUUCCUUCUCAAUGUAAUCCGAAUCCACAUAAGUCAGUGCUCAAUGGAAAAUACAUUCGUCUUCCAUUCAAUAUUUAUUAUUCGAGUUAUGAGGACCACUCAAAGUUCGCAGUGGCUUAUAAUGAAGUUUUUGGACAACCUCCGAUGCCAUAUGUUUGUAUUGGUGAUAUUAACAGACAGUCUCACCAACUGUAUCGCGGUGGAGGAACAAUGUGUUUCUUCGAUCAAAACGUCUAUUACACUUUCUCGACUAUGAUAUCGGAAACAGUACCAUGCCCAUUGUAA